AUGAGUGAACUCAACCAAUUCAAUGUCUCACAACUCUUUGAUCACUUCGAUGUCGACAAUUCACGAGGACUACACAGCGAACAGAAACAAUCAAUAGAGUUUUCAAAGUCUUUAGUCGUCGACUGCGAGAAUGUGACGAAUAAAUUAACACAAAUUCAUGAAAAGCAAAAACGAAACAAAUUUGAGAUCAUAGGCGAGGAGGAGGUGGUCUUCAAAAUGAUCAGAUCUAACGCAACAAUUGUGGCACAAGAUUUGGAUCAACUCAGCAAACAGUUGAAGAAAUUUCUCUGUUUGAAUGAUAACAUUGAUCACCAAAAGGCAGAUCGUCAUUAUUGGCAGUUAUUCUGGUCUUUAUUCCAAAGAAAAUCGAUUUAAUGACAAAAACUCUUUUGAAACACACAC
Messenger RNA from Oppiella nova, 402 nucleotides. The record is from the annotation of a GenBank genome assembly. NCBI's taxonomy places the organism in Eukaryota, Metazoa, Arthropoda, Arachnida, Sarcoptiformes, Oppiidae.